Messenger RNA from Tetrahymena thermophila SB210, 534 nucleotides. RefSeq names its product transmembrane protein, putative. NCBI's taxonomy places the organism in Eukaryota, Ciliophora, Oligohymenophorea, Hymenostomatida, Tetrahymenidae. The transcript has 2 exons. The record is from RefSeq and is a predicted model, not a curated record.
AUGGGACUGAUAGUGUCUAUCUGCUUUAAAAUGAAGAUUUUAUUCUUUUUAGCUGUAUUAUUAGCUAUCGCUUCUUGCUAAAUCUAUCCUAUGUAUGUUGGCAAUCAAUGUUCUUUGAGUUCAUGUCCUAGAAGCUAUUGGACUUAUAAUAAUAUUAACUACAACUAUACUUGUCCUAAGACUGGAAGUGGCAAUGCUAGAUUCAGAUUAAAUGGUCAAAAUUAUGUUUUGGAUUUUAUUGCUAAUAAUUCAACCUCCUAUUAUAGCGUUUAAUUACCUCUCAUUUACAAUAAAGAUGCAAAAUCUAAUGGAAUUCAAUACUUCUAACCAUUACAAACUGAUACUUUUGUUGUUUUAAACUGUACUAUUCCUGCUGCUAAAAAGUACACAAAUCUUUGCUCAAGACAUGCUUUAGUUGGUGGAAAGAUUAUUAAAAGUGGAGCUUUCUAAAACAGCUGCGCUUUUGGUUUGGAUGCCCCUAAGCUUUCUUUCUUAUAACAAGAAUAAAACUUUGAAUUAGAGUCUUUGGAUUGA